Gigantopelta aegis is the source of this 3872-nucleotide messenger RNA. RefSeq names its product vesicle-associated membrane protein 4-like. The transcript has 8 exons. Gene Ontology annotation, cellular component: membrane. The record is from RefSeq and is a predicted model, not a curated record. Gene Ontology annotation, biological process: vesicle-mediated transport; Golgi ribbon formation. NCBI's taxonomy places the organism in Eukaryota, Metazoa, Mollusca, Gastropoda, Neomphalida, Peltospiridae. The coding region runs from base 178 to 606 and encodes 142 amino acids.
AAAAAUAAGUACUGUGUCACGUUUCCGUGAAUCAACUCGGAACUGAAAAAAAACAACAAUGAAUGUGACACGGUUUUAGAAGUUGAUGAUUACCUUAAAAUAUGCAGUAACAGUAUAUUGUACUAGUGAAAUAUUGAAAACUCAUUUGACAGCUGGUAUUGAGAACAAUUUAACAACAUGCCUCCCAAGUUUGCACGGAUGCCUGACCGUGCUGACUAUGCUUCUUCCAAAGACAAUGAAAGAGUAAGUUUGCUAGACGAUCAUGAUUCUGAUGAGGACUUUUUUCUCAGAGGACCUUCAGUGAACCCCAGCAAGCUUUGUUCAGACCCAAAACUUGCCAAACUCCAGAACCAGGUGGAUGAUGUGGUGGAUGUGAUGAAGAGUAAUGUCGGCAAGGUGCUGGAAAGAGGAGAGAAGUUGGAAGAUCUGCAGGACAAGUCUGACAGUUUAGCAGGAAACUCAGACAUGUUUCGUUCCCGAGCAAAGGGUCUUCACAGAACUAUGUAUUGGAAGAACUGCAGGAUGAAGCUCAUACUUGCCCUGAUUGUCGUCAUCUUACUAGCAGUAAUCAUCAUACCAAUUAUUAUCAAAACACAGCAGAACUAGUCACUGAAUGUGACACCAAGGUUAUUGGGGUUUGCAUACAGACUGGAGUCUGCAUGCAAGGAGUUACUAUGGUUUUUAUAUGCUAAUAUAGUGUCAUUGUGACUGCUGUUUAAAUCAUGUUAAUUCUUCAAGUUUUGUGCAGCUAUUGGGGAAAUUAAUGAAUAUUUGCAUAUUGAUCUUGGUGUUAUAAAAUUUAUAUAAAAUUUUGUAAAUGAAUAGUGCUGUUAAAUGGAAAACAUUAUGUACAUUUGAAUUUAUUCAACAUAACAAACAAAACAAAAACCUGACUUGUAUUAACUGGUCAUUUUACUAUUCUCCAAAAUCGUUGAAUGUAAAUUGACGUAUAUUAAGCAGCCAUCUGUCUUAAGAAGACAUUUCACCAUGAUUCCCAUAACUCAGAAUCUGUACUAAGCAUGCACCUGUCUUAAGAAACCAUUUUGUCAUUUACAUAGAUCAAAUGUAAUACAAAUUAAUCUGUAUUAAACAGCCACCUGUCUUAAGAGGCCUUUUUAUCAUUCUCCCAAAUCAAAUGUAAUACAAGGUACCUAUUAACUUGUAUUAAACAGCCACCUGGUUUAAGAGGCCAUUUUAUUAUUCUCCUAGAGUAUUGUUUUUGACCUGUAUUAAACAGCCACCUGUAUUAAGAGGCCAUUUUACUAUUCUAGAGUAUUGAAAAUACAUUGACCUGUAUUAAUCAACCACCUGUUUUGAGAGGCCAUUUUAUUAUUUCUCAAAGACCUAAUGUAAUACAUCUUGACCUGUAUUAAACAACCUCUUUAUAUAAGAGGUCAUUUCAUCAUUUGUCAAAGACAUAAUUAUGUAAUUCAUCUUGACCUGUAUUAAAGAGCCACCUGUUUUAAGAUGAAAUUUUAUUAAGCAGCCACUGUACAAAGAUGUUGUUUGCUCUAUUGGGUUGAGAUGGGAAAUACAUUUGUAGCUCAAUGGUCAAAGCACUUGAUGGGUCAUAGGAUUGAUUGACCUUGAUGGACUGAUUUUUCCCCCACCAUCUCAACCAGUGCAUAACAACUGGUCCAUUAAAGGUCAUGGUAUGUGCUGUCCCAUUCUGGAUUUUAAAAAUCUCUCACUCAUUUCCUGUAGUAGUAUUAAUGUCGACACCAAAUGUUCUUUUUCAUUUGUAGACCAAGUGUUGAAAUAACUAAUGGUUUAAAAUGAUCUAUUAUAGUAUUAAAAGAAAUAUUCCUUCACAUUCUUUUGGAUGGCUGUAUAACACAUGUUCAUCAACAUGUCAAUAAUGUGUGUUUAAUACAGGGAAAGUUCUCUAAACCGGACACCCUUGGGACCAAGUAAAACGUCCAGUGUUAAGAGGUAUCUGGUUUAAAGAGGUUUUCUUCUGUACAGAUAUUUAAAGGGGGGGGACAGGGGACAGCAAAACACGUCUUGUUUUGAGCAAAAUUUGAGGGAAUUCCAGUUUGCAGAGGGUCCGCUUUUGAGGGAAUUCCAGUUUGCAGAGGGUCUGGUUUUGAGGGAAUUCCAGUUUGCAGGGGGUCCGGUUUUGAGAGCUUCCACUAUACAUGAAUAUGUAAUAAAAGUUUAGGCUUCUGAAACUUGUGAUAAUGAUAGUCUCAUUCACGCAUUGCUCGCACAAAUCUAGCUUUGCAUAACCCAUGCUUUAUUUGAACAUUAAAUUUAGGCCAUCAUCUAUAAUAUGGUCAUUGAUAGAUUACUUAAAAAACAUUAAACGGAUUAGCUGAAUUUGUUUCUGCAUAACCCGUAAAUGGUUUAACUAGUGAAGUUGCAAUGAUCGAUUAUAAUCAAACAUUUAUCGGUUUGGUUUUACCGAUCUGAAGAUCGAUUAUAAAAAUAUUAAUUAUCGAUUGUGUGGGAAACUGUUAAACUGUAAUUGUUCCUUCAGUUUAAAUAAUGGAAAUUAUUUAAAUUGUUAGGGUUUGUGUUUGCUUUCAUGUGUACUGUAUAUAGGCGUCGGAAGAUGGCAGCAACUAGGGUGGGGGAGGCACUUAUUAAAUGCUAGUGCAUUUUGUGCAUAUUGUGGCCCUCCAGUAUCAGAGUUGGAGCCCCCCCCCCACCCCCACCCCCCGUUUCCGAUGCCUAUAAAUACAGUAAAUAGGUAUUAAAAGUAAAAUGAGCCAUUUGUGGUGUCUGUCUUGGUAAACACGACAAUUGGUGCAUGGUCCUUAUAAUUAAAAUCUUUGUUGUUUUCAUAUACAGUGGAGCUCUAAACCGGACACCCUUGGGAGCAAGUAAAACGUCCGGUUUUAAGAGGUAUCUGGUUUAGAGAGGCUCUCUUCUGCACAGAUAUUUAAAAAGGGACCAAGAAAAAACGUCCGGUUUUGUGGGAAUUCUGGUUUACAGAGGGUCCGGUUUUGAGAGGUUUCACUGUAAUUCUAACCAAUUAUGUAAUUAAAAGUUGAUCGGUUGGGGUGUAAAUCGAUUAUAUGCGAUGAUCGAUGAUCGAUGAUGGAAUUCUGAUUCACAACACUACAGUCAGUCCCACAGGAAUCGCAUUUUUUUCAUACUACAAAAUUUACUACAAGUUAUUUAUUUCCGAGCCAAUUGAUGUGUAAAUUGCCCACACAGAUUGUAUUUCUUUGUUAUUUCCAGACACUUUUACUUUUCUUCUUAUGUGAAACCAAACUGAAAUUAAAUACAAAAAACAUUUUUAUAGAAUGAUGGGACGAACUAUAGGUUUAACGCCAGUUUUCGAUGUUCGGAGGCCUGACGUUUAGUGAGUUCACUGUUUGUGGUAGUUGACACUGAAAAGAAUCACGGCACCACGUAAUGUCGAGCUCAAGCACUACACUGAAUUUGUGAGGGGGAUGUUUGUAGAUGUGGGUGUGGUUUGUGGGAAACGGUGCCUUCAAAAGCCAAAUUGUUAUGUUUUCUACAAGUUUUAGCCAUGGGGUGUGUGAGUAUUUCCUCACCUCGCACCCCUGGGGUGUGUGAGUAUUUCCUCACCUCGCACCCCUGGGGUGUGUGAGUAUUUCCUCACCUCGCACCCCUGGGGUGUGAGUAUUUCCUCACCUCGCACCCCUGGGGUGUGUGAGUAUUUCCUCACCUCGCACCCCUGGGUAUGGGUCUGAAUGUGAUUAUAUAGUUUAUAUUAUUCAUGAGCAUUGUUUAAGUGGGUCAUCAUUGAAAGAAAACUUUGUUGUAACCUUGCUCAGUGUUUUAGGAGUAGAUCAGUCAGAGCAAACAAAAUGAUUUUUCAAGGUCGCCAUGGAUGAUGUAAUUUUGUUGAUUCUUUGUAAAUAUUGUCAAUACAAAAUUAAAGUGUUAUUUAUUCUCAA